Messenger RNA from Seminavis robusta, 1476 nucleotides. Lineage: Eukaryota; Bacillariophyta; Bacillariophyceae; Naviculales; Naviculaceae. The record is from the annotation of a GenBank genome assembly.
AUGACAGAGGCGAACAGCAAGGAAGGAGGCUCCAAGCUGGUGCAGCUCAAGCCAGUGGUGAAGGAUUAUGCUUGGGGUAUCCGUGGAAUGGAUUCUCGCGUCGGUCGCUACGCGUUGGAAAGCAAGACUUUGCAGGAAAUUGAUCCUGAUUGUCCUUAUGCGGAGCUUUGGAUAGGAACCCAUGAAAAGGGGCCCUCCCUCUUGAACGAUGGAACUGAUCGAAGCUUGAAGGAAACCAUUGGCAAGGAUUUGCCCUUUUUAUUCAAGGUACUAAGUGCUGGUAAAGCCCUCUCCAUUCAGGCCCAUCCAGACAAACCCACUGCCGCCAAGCUCAACAAGGAGAAUCCUCAGGCGUAUGGAGAUGCCAACCACAAGCCCGAAAUGGCCAUUGCUCUGACUCCCUUUGAAGCCAUGUGUGGAUUUCGUCGUCUCGAGGAGGUAGCACUCCUACUCAAAAAGCAUCCCGAAUUUGCCGCCUGUAUUAGUCAGGAGGCCAAGUUGGCCGUCUUUUUGGCGGAUGAACCAGAAUCCCAGCAGAGUGCUCUUCAAAAACUAUUUUCGAGUUUCAUGAGCUGUGACACCUCCGUAUCCAAAACCAAUCUCAAAAAGUUGUUGGAUCGGCUUCAAAACGAACAGUCCACGCUCCACCUUCAUCCCCACGACGAACCAGCCUGGGAGCGAAAGUGUUCCAGGGCUAUUUUGCGCCUGGCUCAACAGUUUCCGGGAGAUGCCGGAGCCAUGUCACCCUUGUUUUUGAAUUAUCUCUUGAUUGCCCCCGGUGAGAGUUUUUUCAUGGCGGCCAAUGAACCCCACGCCUACGUGGCGGGAGAGAUUCUCGAGUGCAUGGCCUGCAGUGACAAUGUCGUGCGUGCCGGCCUCACACCCAAAUUCAAGGAUGUCGAAAAUUUGGUCAACAUGUUGACCUACACCAUGGGAGGUCCCUCCAUUGAUGUCGGAGAACCUCACACGGACGAUCAUCGCAUUUUGCGUUACACUCCACCCGUGCCCGAGUUUGAAGUCAUGAUUUUGUCCUUGGACCCUGGUGACAUGUGCAAGCUCAAGAACCCCGGAGUCCCCGCCAUUCUGUUGGUCCUCGAAGGAACGGGAAAAGUGGAUGGGCAAGUCUUGCGUCCUGGUCGUUCCUAUGUUUGGUAUACCGAGACCGAGGGGAAUUUGGACGGGGAUGCAGCCGGUGGAGCAGCGACGAUUGAUGCGGCGGUCAAGUCCAAAUUAAAGUCAUUGACGUUUACGGUCGAUGAAAUGCGCCGUGGUGCCCUCAAGGUGGCCAUUGCCCAUGUCAAUCUGCAUGUCAACCAAUCCACAUGCUUCCGUCGCGUCGAAUCCAACCAGAAUUUGUAUACCAUGCACGGAAUGUUGCCGUACAUGGGACGUACUGGAGGAACUCCUUCUCCUGGAUAUCUCAAGAGCGCCUACUCGGAUGUUACCGACGGUACUCCUGCAAUUCCUAAACUUUAA